This is a messenger RNA of Dichomitus squalens LYAD-421 SS1, 2094 nucleotides long. RefSeq lists its product as uncharacterized. The transcript has a single exon. Lineage: Eukaryota; Fungi; Basidiomycota; Agaricomycetes; Polyporales; Polyporaceae. The record is from RefSeq and is a predicted model, not a curated record. The coding region runs from base 1 to 2094 and encodes 697 amino acids.
AUGGACUCGCCGUCCUUCUCGCAUUCUAUGAAUGGCGCACGCGUGCUGACGACACCUUAUCUCAAACCCACCACAGCGGGACCGCCGUCGGCGUCGGACGUCGCGACCGCACCCGCCGUCCUGACCGACCUGGAGGCGUUUGACAUGAUGGCCGACGUGCUCGCGCAGGGUGCCCAGGCGGUACCUAUAGAACUCCUGCUCAAGACCACCCUUCGUGCGCUGGGUGCGCUGGGAACGUUGCUGGACGGUUGCGUCGCUGCUUGCUCUACGGAUGUGUCUCGUUCACGUCUGGGUUCUAGUGCUGGUGCUAGCUCUGGCGCAGGCUCUAGGUUUCGGCAUGAAUCUGGGUUUGCGUCUGUGUCUACGGGCAGUAGUGCUGCAGCUUCUGGUGUCCGGCAUCCGUUGGCGGCGCUCAGCCUAGUCGACUCGACUCUGCACCGGCUCAUACCCGCCGUCUUCUCGUCCCUCUCGGCACACGCGAAGAAAGGCAAAGCUGCAGCCAAGACCGCCAGCGCUGUGGACGAGGUGCUAGGCUGGGUAUAUGCGCUCGUCCUGAACCCUCUCGUCCUGGCGUUCGCGCCGGUCUCGGGGAGCUUCCUUUCUGCUUGUCUACGGCCUCAGUCCAAGUCGAACUCUAGCUCUCGAGUAAGCUAUGGCGGAAACUCUCCGCUCUCUCGGCUCCCUGCUGCGAUAGCGCGCGGGGGGACGGACCUCCGCCCGACGAUCCUCGACCUCCUCGACAAGACUCUCUCCGCGCUCGAAGCUCAGAGCGUCGCUAUCGCACGCGGUUCUUCGGCUGCGGCUGCCGGUGCGGGUACGAAUCUCGCGCAUGGAAGGAGGGGCGGGAAUGGAACCUCCAACCCAAACCCAAACCGGGAGUCGGCCACGGACCUGGGGGCGCACGCUAUUUCGGGCGUGUGCGCGGUCAAAAGGCUCCUUGCGCUCGUGUGUGUGCGCGAGCUGGAGAGGAUGUACGCCCCUCUUUCAUGCGCGUAUUCACAUGGACGCGAUGCGGAGCUGGCAACGACCCCGGACGCGCGCAGCAGCAGCAGCAGCGACGCCGCCCUGGGAAACACCUGUAAUACUAUCGGAAACACACGCCCGAGCAGCGGGAGGGAAGCACGCCAUUCGCUUCCGCGCGACCUCCUUCUCGCCCUCCUGCCCGGCUCUGCGUAUGCGUAUGCACAUGGGCUCGGGGGCGGCAGCGGUACGAGCGAGGAUCCUACGCGACCAGGCACGGCCGCGGUUGGCCCCUCCUCCCCCGAUCAGCUGCCUCUCCCGCAAUCGCAAUCACGGGCGAGCGCGACAGGAUGGGCGUACGGGACACCACGCUCGCUGGGCGCCCUGGCGCGCGCGGCGGGAAACCUCGGCGAAACUCGCGUGGGGGGAAGCUCGGGCGGCGGACGCGGUCCCGUGUGCGAGGAGGCUGUCCGACGUGCGUCCGGUGCGUCGUCUGGGUUUGGGUUGGAGUUCACGAGCACGCCGCGCGCUGGCUUCUGGAAUCAGGAUCGAUUGGCGCGGGUUGCUGCUGCUGCCGCUGGUGCUACUGCUGGGGCUGCUGCUGCUACGGGAGACGACGAUCUGCGCGCGGACGCACUUGACGACAAGACGCGGGAGCGCAUGACGUGGCUGGCGAGGAAGGACGCGGCGUGGUACCUCUGUGCUGCUCUCAAUCGGCUCUUGCCUUGUUCAGCGGCGGCUCUGUCUCCGGCUCAGACGGCGGCGGCCUCAUACUCGAGCUCGACUCCGCGGCCUGAGCCGACGGACACGGUGGCCGAGCAAGCGGUAUACGCCGCGCUGGCAGACCUCCUCCGGCGCACACGGCCUUCUACCGUUGCUGCCUUUCCGGACUUGGCCUCUGGACCGAGCGCCGACGGGAAGGAAACUCUGGACACUCCAUUUCACGAGGAUCCGGCUGCAGACCGGGACGUCACUCAGGACGCGGAAACCCACGGCCACGGUAACGGUAGUGAACGCACAGAGGAUGAUCGGCACGAGCGCAUGCAGACGCAGACAGCUGGCACGAUGGUAAUGGGGGAAGUCGAGCGGACCAUGCUGCUCGCCGUGCUCGAGCGCGCCUGGCUGGGAGUGUGA